This is a messenger RNA of Thermothelomyces thermophilus ATCC 42464, 445 nucleotides long. RefSeq lists its product as uncharacterized. Lineage: Eukaryota; Fungi; Ascomycota; Sordariomycetes; Sordariales; Chaetomiaceae. Bases 105 to 419 code for a protein of 104 amino acids. The transcript has a single exon. The record is from RefSeq and is a predicted model, not a curated record.
UUCAUAGGUCAACUCAGAGAGGCACCCAACCCGCUCUCGUUCGGCGCGCUACCUCGGUACCUACCUCAUAACUCGCGUUUCUCUAUAAUUACUCCUACAACACAAUGUCGACAAAUACCACCACUUCUUCCCAACCAGGCGACACCGUCGCGGACCUCGCCUCCUCCCUGAUGAAGCAGCCCUCCCGCCACGGUACCACCGCCGACGGCGCCGCCGGAGAGAGCAGCGGCGACAGCAGCAGCAGCAGCAGAAGCGCCGCCUUGGCCCGCGGCAUGUCCCACACCGGCUCCUGGGAGCCCGUUCUCGACCGUCGCCAGAGCUGGGACGCCCAGGAGUACAAGCACGACCUGCUCAAGCGCCAGUACAUGGACGGAGAGGGAACGGCGCCGGGCAGUAUGGGCGGGUUCAGCGAAGCUUAGCUGACUGCAUCCUAAUAUUAACCGGG